AUGGAGGAGGUGGUUGUGCUCAUCGUCGGCGCCGGCCCGGCAGGGCUGGCCACGGCUGCAUGCCUUGGCCGGUGCUCCGUCCCCUACCUUGUCGUUGAGCGUGAGGACUGCAGCGCGUCGCUGUGGCGCCACCGCACCUUCGAUCGCGUCAAGCUUCACCUGGCCAAGGAGUUCUGCGCCCUGCCGUACAUGCCGUACCCGGACGGCACCCCAACCUACGUCCCCAAGCAGGAGUUCAUCAAGUACCUCGACAGCUAUGCCGAGCAUUUCUGCAUCAAGCCCAGGUAUUGCACUUCUGUCGAGUCAGCAGCAUACGAUGAGGGAGCUCGCCGCUGGGUCAUCGCGGCACGCGACACGGUCGCCGGCACGGAGAUCCAGUACGUGGUGAGGUACCUGGUCGUGGCCACGGGUGAGAAUGCCGUGGGUAGGAUCCCGGAGAUCCCUGGGAUAGAGAGCUUCCCCGGGGAGGCUACUCACUCCUCGACCUACAAGUCAGGAGGCCGCUAUGCUGGUCAGAGGGUGCUCGUGGUUGGCAGUGGCAACUCAGGAAUGGAGAUCGCCUACGAUCUUGCAAGCCACGGUGCCGACACCUCCAUUGUUGUUCGUAGCCCGGUUCACAUAAUGACCAAGGACUUGAUCCGCUUGGGAAUGACAUUGGUCCAACAUAUACCGAUUAAAAUAGUGGAUCUUCUUUUAGUGACUAUAGCCAAUUUCACUUUUGGGGAUCUCUCAAAGCAUGGCAUUGUGAGGCCUAAAACUGGCCCUCUCCUCAUGAAAUCAAAAACCGGUAGAUCUCCUGUAAUUAAUGUUGGGACAGUAGGGUUAAUCAAGAAAGGUAUCAUCAAGGUGUUUGGGGAAAUAUCGAACAUCAUUGGAAACAAAGUCGAAUUCGGAUGUGGGAAGGAAAGUUACUUCGACGCCAUCGUGUUUGCAACAGGCUACAAAACCACUGUAAAUUUGUGGCUCAAGGAUGACAAGUGCAUGCUCAACAGUGAUGGAUUUCCUAAGAAAGGUUACCCCAAUCACUGGAAAGGUCAAAAUGGUCUCUAUUGUGCUGGUUUUGCAAGGAGAGGAUUGGCUGGUAUUUCCAUGGAUGCUAACAACAUUGCCAAUGACAUCGUUUCUGCUGUAGACUUUUUGCCUGAUUAA
This is a messenger RNA of Setaria italica (foxtail millet), 1149 nucleotides long. RefSeq names its product probable indole-3-pyruvate monooxygenase YUCCA11. The record is from RefSeq and is a predicted model, not a curated record. Gene Ontology annotation, molecular function: monooxygenase activity; NADP binding; flavin adenine dinucleotide binding. The transcript has 4 exons. NCBI's taxonomy places the organism in Eukaryota, Viridiplantae, Streptophyta, Magnoliopsida, Poales, Poaceae. The coding region runs from base 1 to 1149 and encodes 382 amino acids.